AUCAUUUUACCGAUGGUAAAGGCACAAUAUGGCGAGGUUGGACAAAUAAAUUUGCUAGACAUCAGAUUUUGUGACGUGGACAAUCCGAACGCCAAAAAUGUGUUGGAAACUGAAGUCGAACUGAAAGAAGUGGAUGGACGAAGAGUAAUGAACUCCAAAGUCAACCUCAAGACCCAAUUCGACGAAUCGUUUAACUUCAAAGUACACAUAGAAAACACUGAUGGGAUGAAAUUCGAUUUGGCCGGUGUGCUUUGCACAGAUAUUUUCGAUUACUUGCCCGAAGCUUGGGAAAUAAUCAGCGAGACUUUGAAGAUUGGCAAGAAUUGUCCAAUUCCUCCGGGUGAAUAUGAACUGAACAAUUUCCACAUAUUCUCCAACGAAACUGGUCUGCCUUUUGUCAUGUACGGAAUGCUGAACAUCCAAGCUUUGCUUUACCAAAACGAGGAGUUGGUGUCUUGCACAGAAUUCGACAUAGAAUCCCUGAAAGAAUGAACCCCGAAAAUAAACCAAAUCAGCUCGUAAACAAUUACAUUCAUUGCCAAUGUUGCCCAAUAAAUUACCGGCAAGUGCAUCAUAAAAUAAACGUCUGUAUUAAUUGCCCAGUUCAUAAAUAAAACACUCGCAGAGCGAUAAGUGUAUAAAAUGGAGGCGACAUUAUUAUUGUCGUACCGUAAAUCAAUAUAAUCAUAUAAUUUUUUAUGGGUCUUAAAUUAGAGCGCCACUUAACAUCGCCGCAAUUUCGAUUGCUUGCACGAUCAUGCGAUGUAUCGUGUCGGAAUCGACAAUUUAAUUUGGCGUACGGUUGUUGAACAAAUUAAUUAAUUUAUAUGGAUCGUAAAGUUGAAUUUUAGGUUUCAUAAAAGUGGCGCGCGACAAACACGAUCCCGGAACCCGAGAUGAUUUUUGCCAUUGCAGUGCACUAAAACUCAGAACGAAAGGAUGACGACCACGAUUAAAGUGGACGGGGUUUUAUUGAGAUUGAGUCGAUUUAUGACGGAUGGGAUGUUGUUUUUAUGCGGACACUAUUUUUGGGAAAUUACAUUUUCGUUGCCAAAAGAGUCAAUUAAAUGAAGAAUUUACUGUACAUAUUUUUAAUUGGAUAUACGUUGUUGGAUAUUUUAAUAUCUUUGUGUUAAUAUGAGAUUUAUGUUUUAUAAAAAGUCUUAUUU
This is a messenger RNA of Aethina tumida (small hive beetle), 1169 nucleotides long. RefSeq lists its product as uncharacterized. NCBI's taxonomy places the organism in Eukaryota, Metazoa, Arthropoda, Insecta, Coleoptera, Nitidulidae. The coding region runs from base 13 to 492 and encodes 159 amino acids. The transcript has 3 exons. The record is from RefSeq and is a predicted model, not a curated record.